AAUAACUGAUGAAUGAGCUCAGCGGUCGGUGAGUGGAGUUGAUGUGACUCGGGCCGUGAACGCACCGCGCCUGUCUGCUCUCUAGUUACAGUAUGGCGGCUGGGACUUGCGGAGGAGGACAACUUCUUCUAGAUUCCUUCCAGAAAAUUGUAGGAAGGCGACGGAUUUAACUGAAAACUGCCUCGGCAAACACCGACGACGAGAGCGCAACUUGUGGCUUUAACGGACAUUUUUUUCCUGGAAGAUAAUCGGACUGGUGUGAUGCGUGAGGAGGACCCGCAGUCAAGAAACUCCCCUGAUUUUUCCGCGUCUGACUGUCAGUUAGCCGGCUAGCUGCUCGGUUAGCUCACCACCUUCAUGCUAACGUUCGCUUGCAGGGCUCCGUAGUAGCCAAAAGGCGGGCUAGCUUGCUGCUUUUAUUUGCUCCAGGAGACAGGGAUGGCAUUUCGCCUCCAUCCGGUAAGCGAACUGGUUGAGAGGGGUGGGGAGAAAACAUUUGAGGACCUGGUUGAUAAAGUUUGUCAGCACUCAUUAGCCUAGCCUAGCCUAGCCUAGCCUGUUGGUACAACGCCAGAAAACGUUGGCCGAGAGAGCGCUUUGCCAGUCCACUAGCGAGCUAGCCAAUUAGCAUUUUAGUUGCACAAGAAGACCUGCUAAUCCCCCGUUCAUCCCAGUUGAGUGUUUUGAAGCCUCUCGCACUAACUAAUUCAGACAAGGAGUGGAAACUGGACUGCUUUAGUUGGCCCAAUUGACCAUUAAUGUUGAAUAACUCAGCGGUGUUUUGGCGUUCAGCCUUGCUAGGUGUCGUUAGCGACCUUAUAGGUGUUCUGUGGAGGGAGUGGUAGCGUUAGGUAGCUAGCUAAGGUUCCCUGUAUCAGGACAACAAUGUCACUCAGAUUAUGGCUGUAAAUGACGAAUAGAUUCAAGAUGACACAUUAUUAAACGUGUGUAAACCGACUGGCGUGUUGCACAUUGGGCUGUGUGCCCGUUGUUCGCUUGUUGCAAGACGAGACUUAAUACAGAUAGAAAGCGCGCAAUACUAGAGUUAACUAUUCCCGAGAUACAUUAGACAUUUAGUUUCCUGAAUUGAUAACUCAUUCAAUUUGUAGUCACAGUUACUGGUGUGAGCUGUUGCUAUCUUGGGGGGACUAAACAUCAAGGCUGAUUGGCUUCCCUCGCCUGCUUCAGUGCUGGAAUAGUUUGAUGGACGUGGGAGGCUGUUUUCCAGGCUGUCAGUGCUAUACUCAGUCAUGUAUGUCUUGACACAUGGCACCCUGGUCUGUACAUAGUGCCUGCUGUCAGAUAUAUAAGUAUCGUUAUGUAGCUAUGGUGGACAGUCACUGAGGGGAAUGUCUUGUCUUUUUUAUACCUGUUGGUGUGUUUUUUAUUUUCAUUUGUUUCAAACACAGGGGAGUCUUGUUGCAUCGAAGUGGGAAAGCAGUGCAGCCCGGGCUGUGCACAGUGGACAAUGUUUAUUAGUUAGUGCCUAGGAACUUGGAGGACUAACAGUUCGGCCUACAUAUAGGCCACAGAUAUUGUAGAUUUAUUCAUUGGGGAUUGUAACAGAAGACUGCCACUCUGGAUCAAGAAAACCUGUCUGGUUGGAGUAACACUCUUAAGCCAAAAUCAAUGCCUUCAGCGUUGGCUGUGUUCGCCUGCCGACCAAACUCGCACCCAUUCCAGGAGAGGCAUGUGUACCUGGAUGAGCCAGUCAAGAUCGGCAGGUCGGUGGCUCGGUGUCGGCCGGCCCAGAACAACGCCACCUUUGACUGCAAGGUGCUGUCAAGGAAUCAUGCCUUGGUUUGGUUCGACCACAAGACCGGCAAGUUCUUCCUGCAGGACACUAAAAGCAGCAACGGGACGUUCAUCAACAGCCAGAGGUUGAGUCGCGGCUCGGAGGAGAGUCCGCCCUGCGAGGUUCUCUCCGGCGACAUCAUUCAAUUUGGAGUUGACGUCACUGAGAACACACGCAAAGUCACCCAUGGCUGCAUCGUGUCAACAAUUAAUCUCUUCCUACCUGAUGGGAUGGAGGCACGCCGACGAAGCGAUGUCAUCCAGGCUCCGUUACCACUACCUGUAGACAAGGUUGCUGCCAACACUCCCAGUAUGUAUUCUCAGGAACUGUUCCAGCUCUCCCAGUAUCUGCAGGAAGCCUUACACAGAGAGCAGAUGUUGGAGCAGAAGCUCGCCACUCUGCAGCGUCUGUUAGCCAACACUCAGGAGGCCUCGGAGAGCAGCUGGCAGGCUCUGAUCGAUGAAGACCGUCUGCUCUCCAGGCUGGAGGUGAUGGGCAGUCAGCUGCAGGCGUACUCGAAGUCCCAGACGGAGGAAGGGAUCCGUAAGGAGCUCUUGGCUCUUCAGGAGGACAAACACAACUACGAGACGACGGCGAAGGAGUCUCUGAGGAGAGUCCUGCAGGAGAAGAUCGAGGUGGUCAGGAAGCUGUCAGAAGUGGAGCGCUCGCUCAGCAACACGGAGGAUGAGUGCACCCACCUGAAGGAGAUGUCAGAGAGGGGCCAGGAGGAGCUGAGGGAGUUGGCAAACAAGUACAACGCCGCCGUCAACGAGAUCAAAGAGCUCACUGACAAAAUUAAGGAGGCGGAGGGCCGGCAGGAGGAGCUGACCCAGCGGGGGGCGACCGAGAAGAGGGAGUUGGAGCUGCGGAUCGAGGAGAUGGAGGAGAAGGAGCAGGUUCUCCAGGCUCGCAUCGAAGCUCUGCAGGCCGACAACGACUUCACUAAUGAGAGGCUCGCCGCCCUGCAGGUGCGGUUAGAACAGCUACAAGAGAAAAGCAUAAAAGAAAACAACAGCCUUGAUGUCGACAAUGUCUCCCACGGACCAGUAGAGGAGCCUGUCGAGGAAAAACAGAGCCUGCAGACACCUGAGAGCCAGGAGGAAGACGAGGAAGACGAGGAUACUGACACCGAUGAUGGUGCAUUUGACAACUGUCAUGUUAACAACAGCGGAGGAGACUCGACUAGAAUCCAACAGUUGAUUGAGUGUCCGCCGGUCAAGCAGCUGAAGGAGACUGUGAGUGCUUCCAUCCACAAACUGGCCAACUUUGAUGAAGUGAUGGACGCCCACCUACAGAACAACCAGACGGCAGAAGACGACAUCCUGGCCAGUCCCGACCGACUCAAAGGGAACCUGAUGGAUGCCAAAGAGUCCGACAUGUCAGACACUCUGAGUCCCAGCAAAGACCGCAGCAGUGACGACACGUCAGACGGCAACAUGGACGACCAGGAGCUGAUUGAACCUCAGAACAGAGUAGCUCUGCUCAAAGCCGAGUUGCAUCGAGCCGGUCUAGAGCCCGGAGACACGGAGCAGGUCAUCCACCACCUCCACAGAGAGCUUCUGGACGCCCAGGAAUUAGCCAACACCGGCAAGCAGAGAUGUCUGGAGCUCCAAGCUCUGCUGGAGGAGGAGAGGAGGAGUAACUCUCAGCAGACUGAGGAGUCGACCAAACAGAUCCAGUACCUGCAGACUCAGCUUGGGAAGCUGCAGGCCGACAUGGAGGCACUGAAGGAGCAGAGGGAGAGCACCAUCUGCACCACCCGAGAGGAGCUCUACUGCGCCCAGGAGGAGAUUAUUGUCCUGCGGCACGCCAUGGAGGCAGCCACGGCAGACCGUGAGCGUGAGAUCAUCGCCCUGCAGGCCGACCUGGGCAUCGUGCGAUCUGAGCUGGAGCACUGGAGGGAGACUGCCGCCAAGUACGAGGGGGAGAUCAGCCGACUGCAGGGCGCCUUCACGCAGCAGCAGCAGCAGCAGAGCUCCACCAACCAGCUGCAGGCGGAGUGUGUCACGUUGCAGCAGCAGUGUGUGUGUUUGCAGCAGGACUGUGACGGCCUGAGAGGUGAACGGGAAACUCUUACGGACAAACUGCACCACCUGGAGACUGAGCUGAGCAGCACCAGGGAGCAGAGUCUGGUCCUCAGCAGCAGUCUGGAGUCUCUGGGGAAGAGGGAGGAGGUUCUGCAGGACAAACUGGGUUCUCUGGAGAAUCGACACCUGCAGGAUGCAUGCAAGCUGAAGAGCCAGCUGGACCAGGCCCAGGCCCACACACACACACUGCAGAGAGAGUAUGAAGACACGCAGUCCCAGCUGUUGGACCUCCGUCAGCGCUAUGAGAGAACGGAGAAGGAGAAGCUGAACAUCCACCAGGAGCUGGAGCAGUGCAGGAGCAACCUGAAGCUGCUGCAGGACAAGACCAGCUCCCCAUCCAUACUGCAGCCUGUCCAAGCCAUAUUCAUUGGCCUUGUCCUGGCUCUGCUGUACUGGUGUUUCGGCCAGUUGUGGUAGAAAGAGCGGCUGGAGCCCCUGGAUGCCGGUCAUCGCAGUGAUGGUCGCCGUGACGGCAGCCGUCCUCUACCCCAACUUCUCCAAGAGCAGCUCCACCUAGGACACACACACACACACACACACACACACAAGCGCACACAGCGCUGUGAGGAGAGCAUCACUGCUUUACUUGUAUAAAGUCUAAUUGUACAUAAUUGUAGAGGGAAUAUAAAGGUUGUGGUUUCUACAGAGGAUUCAGAAGCUUCUCGGUUUAUUUUGUUUUUGUGUUUGUUUUUCUUCUGCGGCGGGGAGUUCUGUUGUUUUUAUUCUCGGCUCUCUCUCGCUGUGGUGGGGGCUUUACUUUUUUUUGGAGGGGGGUUUAUCGUCUCUGCUGAUUUCUGGGUUAACGAAGCGUUCUCCAGCAGGCCGGGCUUCCACGUAAAACACCUGCCAGAGGUGACGUUUACAUCCGGGAUGCAAGCGAACGCAACACUUCCCAGCAGCCUCAGUCCAGACGGGGAACACGAUCCACGUUCUUCAGCUGAAGGAGCAUCCGCGCACAUUUUUAUAGAUUUCAUUGGCUAUUGGAGUCUGUUAGCGGGCGGUGUUCCCCUGUAGCUCCGACAGAACUGGUUUUAAUUGUCUGCUCCGUCAGAUAUAGAUUGUCUGUCUUCACUGAGGAGAGACGUCGCUUUGAAUUCUUCGUUUCUAUUCCACAAACAUCAGCGAAUAAUUCUUUCUCCUUGUCAGGAUAGAAGAUUCACUUUAAAAUACAAAGACUUCCUCACAAAGCAAUUUAAUUAAAUGCUGAUUUGUUUCUGAAUAUGCAAAACUAAAGCUCAGUAAAACACUAACGAUAUAUAACGACGUUAUCUUAAGGCUUUGUUGUCAAAAUCAAGUUUUAAUAACUUAAAUAUUCCAUGUUUUGCCUCCAUGGUGCAUAUUCUAAAACAAAUAGUCAAAUGAUCCCUCAUUAGGGGCCCACUGCUCCUCACAUUAAUCCUGCCCUGAUUACGUUAAUCAGUGCGACUCAGUAAAUCUAAAUCGCAUCAAACUGAUCGCAGUUCAGUGAAACAGGAAGUGAAUCCUCGUCAGUAAAAUCUCCUUCAGAGUAAAUGUACGUCUGGGAAGACGAGUGCGUCUUUGAGCUUCUGUCUGCUGGAACGUGUUCACGUCGAGGUGUUUUCAGGAAGUUCUGCUCUGGUUUUAGUCGGCCAUGUUGGAUGUCGGCCAUGUUGGAUGUCUAACAUGGUGUUUUUCUCCGUUUAGUUUUUUCUGUUCUGUGGGAGUUUGGGCGGGGGGGGGGGGGGCCGGGUUAAAACUUGAAGCCAAAUUAUUACAACUAUAAAUUAGAUUUAUUUUCUUUGGGAUUUUUUGUUUUUCAUUUUCGGGGCACAGAAAAGGGGCUUAAAGUGCCUCCGAUGUAACUAACACCACAGUUUGUGUAUGUGUGCGGACAAACACAACCACACACACACUUUCUCUGAUGAACACACACACACUUGGUUUGUUUGACUGCCAGAGGUCCGUCAGUGUUCAGUGUGGAGAGAAGCUGUAUGUUGGUGAUCCACAAUGUCUUGCCAGCUUUUUCGGGAACUUUCUCCUGAUAGCGAUCAGCGGAUGAAGCCUGAGACGGGGCGCUGAAAGCUCAGAGAAUAGUGAGUAAGUGGACCUUGAUUUUAGGUGAUUUUGUCAAAUUAUUAUUGUGGCUUCAUCGUUCACGGCUCGUAACUUGACCGUCGGUCUGUUCGUCCAGAAUAAAAUCUCUCAAGUCACACAAAUGUAAAUGUAAUAAAGUUUUGACAGGAAGAAGAUCGGCUUCUCUCCACACACACUUAAACACCUUUUAGCAGACAUGUAAUGUUCUGUGUGUGUGUGUGUUGUACAGCGGAGUGUGUGUCCGUUCACACGCUGGACUCUUUGUCAUCGUUCGUGUACUCUGUCUCGUCUCCGUGUUUAAGUAAAAUAAAAAUAAAAGACAACGAACAAAUAUUCCUGAUGUUUAAAGAGAAAAACACUACAGUACAGAGAGAAUUGUAAAAUAAAAUGUUAUUGAAUGAUGUGCUACUAGACUUAUUUUGUUAACAUUGUUUAGAGAUAUGAGAGGGAGCUAUGUAGAGGUUAUGAUUAUGAGGAUGUAUUGAAAAUGCAGAGCGAUGUUUGGAUUAAAGUUGUAGCAAGCUGACCCACCAAA
Molecule: messenger RNA, 6472 nt
Organism: Cottoperca gobio
Lineage: Eukaryota; Metazoa; Chordata; Actinopteri; Perciformes; Bovichtidae
Gene: slmapa
Product: sarcolemma associated protein a
Exons: 26
Coding region: 1630-4299 (889 amino acids)
Biological process (GO): regulation of voltage-gated sodium channel activity; regulation of membrane depolarization during cardiac muscle cell action potential; protein localization to plasma membrane
Molecular function (GO): protein binding
Source: RefSeq, a predicted model, not a curated record